AUGAACAAGGCUAACUCGACUACGACUCGUUGUUUAUCUGUUCUUGUAGGAGGAGGAGGAGAAGGAUCCACAACAGGAAAUUUGAACAAUACUAGUGGUAGUAGUAGUAGUAUUAUUAUUGGUGGUAGUAGUAGUAGUAGUAGCAAUAGAGAGACUAUCAGUCCGCCGACCAUCCGAAAAGUAAAUACAGCAUCCAUCCACACCAACACCAACACAUCACCUUUUCAGUCGGAAGUUGUGGAUUACAUUUCUCAUUCCGACGAAGAAGCGAGCCACGAAGAAGAAAUAACAAAACCAUUAUUUAAAGAUUGUACAAUGUUUAGCGAGACAUCACAUAUCAUGGGAAGUCCAUGUCUCGAUGUGGAUCAAUUUUUAGAUCCUGAAACUGAAAAAUUGAAAUCUUAUGAUCGAAGAAAUAUCUUUGAAAAACUUUUUGAUUUUACGCUCCGAAGAAAGAAAUAUUUUGGAAGAACGAUUUUUCUUAAUGGACAAACGGUACCGAAAGGAAAGAAAUAUCCUGCUAAUGUGGUUCGAAAUAGGAGAUAUAAUUUUAUAACAUUUCUUCCUCUGGUUUUAUUCGAACAAUUCAAGUUCUUUUUUAAUUUAUAUUUUCUUGUGGUGGCACUGAGUCAGAUCAUUCCACAGUUACAAGUUGGUUUUUUAUUUACCUAUGUGGCUCCAUUAGCGUUUGUUUUGUGUGUUACUUUGUUGAAAGAAGCCUAUGAUGACAUUAAACGAUGGAGAAGAGACAUUGAAUCUAAUAGCCAGAAAUUUAAGAGACUUUCUAAAAAUUCUACUUUUGAAACAGUUCCAAGCUCAAAAAUCAAAGUGGGUGACAUUAUUCAAAUUGAAACUGAUCAGAGAAUACCAGCAGAUUGCAUUUUGCUUCGAACGACAGAAAAAAGUGGAGCAUCAUUUAUCAGAACCGAUCAACUUGAUGGUGAGACAGAUCAAAAACUGAGACAUGCUAUUCCUACUACACAAAAACUUUCGUCUGACUUUGAUUUAAGGCGAAUCACUGCGUGUGUUUUUGCAGAAAAACCAAAGAAAGAAAUUUAUGAUUUUAUCGGAAAUUUCACACUCUAUUCGACAGAUGGACGAGUGGAGGUGGUGGAACCUUUAAGCUUAGAAAAUACAUUAUGGGCGAAUACAGUCGUUGCCACGGGUACAGUAAUUGCUCUGGUCAUUUACACAGGUGCCGAAACGAGAAGUGCACUGAACGCAAGUGAGCCAAGAUCAAAAGUUGGAAAACUGGAUCGUGAACUGAAUACCUUGUCUAAAUUUUUAUUCUGUCUAAUGGUCGUUGUGAGUGUACUGAUGGUAGCACUGAAACAAUUCCAAGGUCUUUGGUACAUUACCAUUUUUAGAUUUGUGUUACUGUUCUCUUCGAUCAUUCCAAUCAGCUUGAGAGUGAACUUGGAUAUGGGUAAAACAGUAUAUAGCUUCUUUAUAAUGAAGGAUAAGAAGAUUCCUGGUACAAUCGUUCGAAACUCCUCAAUUCCAGAAGAAUUAGGUCGAAUUAAUUAUUUAUUUACCGAUAAGACUGGAACAUUGACACAAAAUGUUAUGAUUUUCAAAAAACUACAUUUAGGAAACAUCUCAUUUGACGAAGAGGCAUUAACGGACAUAUUGGAACAUGUAGAAAAAACAUAUAAGGGACAAAAUGUAACGAACAAUGACCUACAAGUUAAGGAAUUUAUUGAAGCUCUUGCUUUGUGCCACAAUGUGACACCAAUUGAUCCUACCUCUACACAUCAUCAUCGUGAAGAAAGCAUGUAUCAAGAUGAAGAUGGUGCAGCCGUUCAAACUGACAUUCAACUAAACAAUUCUGAGAGAGAAUAUCAAGGUAGUUCACCUGACGAAAUUGCACUUGUGAAAUUUGCAGAAAAAUCAGGAUUAAUUCUUGAAAGCAGAACAUUGAACUCAAUGACUUUGAAAAAUCCUCUUGGAGAAUUUGAAGAAUAUGAGGUGUUAAAUAUUUUCCCUUUUACAUCAGCCUCCAAGCGGAUGGGUAUUAUUGUGAAAUUCCUCUCGAGUGGCAAGAUUGUAUUUUAUUGUAAAGGUGCUGACUCUGUGAUGAAACAACUUGUAAAGGCAUCACAAAGCGAGUGGUUAGAUGAAGAAGCAGACAAUAUGGCUAGAGAAGGAUUGAGAACAUUGGUAUUUGGAAGUAAGGUUUUAACUGAAGACCAAUACAUUCAAUUCCAUAAUGAAUACAAAAAAGCAUCUGCCCUCAUUAAUGAUCGAGCAUCUGAAAUGGAACGAGUACGUCAAAAGUAUUUGGAAUGUGAAAUGAAUUUAUUGGGUGUGACUGGUGUUGAGGAUAAGCUUCAAGAAAAUGUACAACGAAGUCUUGAACAACUUCGACAUGCUGGUGUGAAAGUAUGGAUGCUUACAGGAGAUAAAGUCGAGACUGCAAUUUGUAUUUCGAGAAGUACAAAACUUGUGGCAAGAGGUCAAUUUAUUUUCGAAGUCAUCUCCAAUGAUGAGAAAAGAAUUGAGGAAUUAUUGGAAGAAUAUGAAACUGAAUAUGCUUCUUCAGGUGCUGGAUUUUUAAUUGAUGGAACAACCCUUCAUAUUGCUUUAGAAAAGUUACCAAACAAGUUUGUAUCAGCUGCCUGCAAAGCUACGAGUGUGGUGUGUUGCAGGUGCAGUCCAACUCAAAAAGCAGAAGUUGUCUCUCUUGUUAAGAAAAAGACAAAAAAUCAAACGGCUGCUAUUGGAGAUGGAGGAAAUGAUGUCUCUAUGAUUUUAUGUGCUGAUGUUGGAAUAGGAAUAGAAGGAAAAGAAGGAAAACAUGCUUCUUUAGCAGCAGAUUUUUCGAUCAAACAAUUUUCAUAUUGCACUGAUUUAAUCUUGUGGCAUGGAAGAAAUUCUUACAAACGAUCUGCUGCUUUAGGACAAUUUAUCAUUCAUAGAGGGUUAAUCAUUUCUGUCAUUCAGGCCAUAUUCUCAGCCAUGUUUUACUUUUCAACAAUUCCUAUUUUCACAGGGUGGCUUUUAGUGGGAUAUUCAACCUAUUACACGAACUUUCCAGUAUUCUCAUUAGUGUUGGAUGAAGAUGUUAAGAGAGAAACAGUGUAUCUAUUCCCAGAACUCUAUAAGGAGCUUCAAAAAGGGAGAGUCCUUUCAUUUAAAACAUUUCUCAUUUGGACUCUCAAAGCUGUUUACCAAGGUGGUAUUAUAAUGAUCCUCGCCAUCUUUUUAUUUGAAAAUAACUUUUUGAGAAUUCAAAGUAUUAGCUUCACGGCUCUUAUUUUAACAGAAAUUGUGAUGGUUUCUAUUGAAGUCCAUCGUAAGCUUAAUCCUCUGAUUAUUCUUUCGGAAAUUCUUUCAAUUGCAAUCUACUUUGCUUCCAUUUUCCUAUUGCCUACCUACUUUGACACUGCUUUUAUAAUGACUUUCGACUUUUGGUGGAAGUCAGUGGUGAUUACCGUUGCAGCGACAGUGGUGAUUGUGGUUGCCAAGUUGGUGCAUAGCAAGAUCAAUCCUCCUGUGUGGAGCAAGUUGAACGAAUCAUUUUUGUAG
This is a messenger RNA of Naegleria fowleri, 3528 nucleotides long. RefSeq lists its product as uncharacterized. Lineage: Eukaryota; Heterolobosea; Eutetramitea; Acrasida; Naegleriidae. Gene Ontology annotation, biological process: endocytosis; retrograde vesicle-mediated transport, Golgi to endoplasmic reticulum; phospholipid translocation. The record is from RefSeq and is a predicted model, not a curated record. The transcript has 3 exons. Gene Ontology annotation, molecular function: ATPase-coupled intramembrane lipid carrier activity; ATP hydrolysis activity; magnesium ion binding. Gene Ontology annotation, cellular component: endosome; trans-Golgi network; plasma membrane. The coding region runs from base 1 to 3528 and encodes 1175 amino acids.